Messenger RNA from Desarmillaria tabescens, 2628 nucleotides. Its product is annotated as WD40-repeat-containing domain protein. Bases 1 to 2628 code for a protein of 875 amino acids. Gene Ontology annotation, molecular function: protein binding. Gene Ontology annotation, cellular component: small-subunit processome; Pwp2p-containing subcomplex of 90S preribosome. NCBI's taxonomy places the organism in Eukaryota, Fungi, Basidiomycota, Agaricomycetes, Agaricales, Physalacriaceae. The transcript is spliced from 8 exons. The record is from RefSeq and is a predicted model, not a curated record. Gene Ontology annotation, biological process: ribosomal small subunit assembly; maturation of SSU-rRNA from tricistronic rRNA transcript (SSU-rRNA, 5.8S rRNA, LSU-rRNA).
AUGAAGGCCAACUACAAGUUCUCUAACAUCUGCGGGACUGUUUACCGGCAAGGCAAUGUUCUAUUUACCGCAGAUGGCAACUCCCUGUUGAGUCCAGUGGGCAACCGAGUCUCCGUAUUCGACCUAGUAAACAACAAGUCUUUCACGCUACCAUUUGAAACCCGUAAAAAUAUUGCUGCGAUAUCCCUAAGUCCCGAUGGGAACGUUCUGAUAUCCGUGGACGAUGACGGUCGCGCGCAGCUCGUGAACUUUCGAAAGGGAGUCGUUCUUCAUCAUAUCAACUUCCAUAAGGCUGUCAAGGAUAUCAAGUUUUCGCCGGACGGAAAGUUCAUUGCCGUCACACACGGUGCACAUAUCCAAGUAUGGCGGACACCGAAUCAUCUCGCUAGGGAGUUUGCGCCUUUUACCCUCCACCGAACGUAUACGGGGCAUCAUGACGACGUCUUGAGUAUUCAGUGGUCUUCGGAUUCUAAAUGCUUCAUCUCGACUUCGCGGGAUAUGACCGCCCGACUCUACACGCUGGACCCUGUGGAAGGUUUCCGACCCAAAACGUUUGCUGGACACAGAGACGCUGUUUCGGUUGCUUACUUUUCUUCUGAUGGACACACGAUAUAUACAAUUAGCCGUGAUGGUGCAAUCUUCACUUGGAAGGCUAAAUCACCGGAGGAGUCUGACUCCGACGAAGAGCAACCUAUCGCCUCGACCUCGAAAGGCUCCGGGUUCCCUGCCAAUUCAAAUUCUAUUAUCAACACCCGCUGGGGAAUCUUCGAAAGACACUAUUUCAAUCAGCCAGGGACCAAAGUCGUGUGUACAACCUUCCAUGCGCCUUCUAAUCUUCUUGUUGUUGGCUUCUCUACCGGUGUAUUCGGCCUAUGGGAAAUGCCUGCGUUUUCCAACAUACACACUUUGAGUAUAUCACAGGAGAAGAUCUCCUCCGUAGCUAUUAAUGCCUCAGGCGAAUGGCUUGCCUUUGGUGCCAAGAAGCUUGGACAACUCCUGGUAUGGGAGUGGCAGUCCGAAUCAUACGUCCUGAAGCAACAGGGUCACUAUUUCGACAUGAACACCCUCUCUUACGCCCCCGAUGGCCAAACAAUAGCCACAGGCGGCGAUGAUGGCAAAGUCAAAGUAUGGUCGACACAUUCCGGCUUCUGCUUUGUCACCUUCACGGAGCACACUGCUCCCAUUUCUGCCGUCUCCUUCGCAAAACAGGGCAACGUUCUCUUUUCCGCGUCGUUUGACGGAACUGUUCGUGCCUUCGAUCUCAUCCGGUACCGAAAUUUCCGUACCUUUACAUCCCCAUCCCCUGUUCAGUUCUCUUCUCUUGCCGUCGAUCCUUCGGGAGAAGUUGUAGCAGCUGGUUCGACCGACUCGUUCGAAGUAUUCCUAUGGUCCGUCCAGACAGGAAAGCUUUUGGACAUUCUUACUGGCCAUGAGGGACCGGUCAGUUCGCUUGAUUUUUCCCCCUCGGGGGAGAACCAGCUCGUCAGUGGUUCAUGGGAUCGCUCAGUGCGAGUUUGGAACGUGUUUGGGAGGUCUCGCGCCGUAGAACCGUGGUCUCUAUCGUCGGACGUUCUCGCUGUGGCUUUCCGGCCCGAUGGCAAGGAAGUUGCGGUUUCGACUCUUGAUGGGCAGAUCACCCUUUUCGAUGUUCAGGAAGGAAAGCAGACGAAUGCUAUCGAAGGGCGGAAAGAUAUAUCUGGGGGACGAAAAGCGGAUGAUCGUAUGUCGGCCGCUAACAGUACCUCUGGCAAGUCUUUCAACAGUCUCGCAUAUACCGCGGACGGUCGAUGCAUCCUUGCUGGCGGGAACAGCAAGUAUGUCGUGCUAUAUGACGUGAGGGAGGGCGAAGGGGUCAUGGUCAAGAAGUUUCAGAUAUCCCAAAACCUAUCGCUAGAUGGAACGGAGGAAUUCCUGGACAGCAGGCGGGUUAACGAGGCCGGGAUCAACGUCGAUCUAAUUGAUGACCGAGGAAACCAAAGUGACCUUGAAGACCGGAUGGACACUAGCCUUCCUGGAGUAACCCGCAGUGGGGAUAUGUCAAAACGCCGGUAUCGACAAGAGGCUCGAACCAAGUGUGUGAGGUUUUCCCCUGCAGGUCGAACUUGGGCAGCUGCGUCAACAGAGGGUCUCCUUAUCUAUUCGUUAGACGACACGGUGCUCUUCGACCCAUUCGAUCUUUCCAUGGACUUGACACCUCAGACGGUUCUCGAUGUUUUAACCAAGCGAGAGUUCCUCAAGGCGCUGAUUAUGGCGUUCCGAUUGAAUGAGAAGCCUCUCAUUCAGCGCGUCUAUGAGAGUAUCCCACGCGGAGAUAUACGCCUUGUUGCCCGACAGGUGCCAGUCAUGUAUGUUCCGGCUCUGUUGCGGUUUGUGGCAGAGCAUCUUGAGCGGAGCCCUCAUUUGGAAUUUGAUCUGCUCUGGGCGAAUACCCUAUUGAUGGCGCAUGGCCGACACCUUAGGGAUCGGUCUGGAGAGUACGCGAGCGUCUUUAGAGUCGUUCAAAAGCAGCUCGGCGAGUGCGAGCAGGCCAUAUCUAAGUUAUGCGAAGAGAAUGUGUCAACGCUCUGCUACCUUAUCGAUCAAUCGAAAGCCAAAGAGCUAAACGAUGCCAAGAUGAUAGAAGUAUAA